AUGAUCCAAAACCGGGAAGGUACUGUUAGAGCCUUAGGAAGUGGGAGUCCAUGGAGUGUCCGGAAGCAGGUAGGAACAACACUUAAACAAAGGCAGACAUGCUUCACUCACAGGAAACCAGGUUUCGGAGUAUCUUUCCUGCAGAAGACCCCCUCUUCUCCAGUCCGCUGCCACGCUACAGGUUUCUUCUCCAGCAGAGCUGAGAUGUUUUGGUGGAAAGAUGGAGAGGAGAUUCAUGAUUAUGUGGAGCAUGGAGAGAUCCUACCAAAUGCUGAUGGGACCUUCCAGAUGAGUGUUGAUCUGAAAAUUAAACACUCUCUGGAGUUUGAUCUCAUGCUGUCAUCUGGAUUCCCAAAUGUCCCAGAAUAUGUGGCCAUGGAAAUUCUUGAUGGAGUUAUUAUAGCUUACUACGACAGCGAUAUUAAGACAGGACAAACAAGGUUAGAAUGGGUUAGAAAGUUAAUGCAGAAUAACUCCCAGCACUGGGCGAUGCAUUUGCAGAACUGCAUACACUAUCAACAGGUCUUCAAGGUGGAAACUCAGAGUUUUCAGCAGAGCUCAAAUCAAACUGGAGGUGUCCAUAUUUUUCAGGGGAUAGGUGGCUGUGGACUGAACAACAAGACUGCGAAGCUUACUGGUAUUUUGAAGUACGGUUAUGAUGGAGAAGACUUUCUUGAAUUUGAUUUAACUCAACUAAAAUGGAUUGCUCAGAGAAAAGAGGCUCUCUCUCUUUCUCAGCUUUGGAAUGAGGAGACACAGAGUCUUUUUUAUAACGCUGAUCUCGUCACAAAUCAAUGCAAUCAGUGGCUCACUGGCUCCUUGAUUGCUGGACAAAGCACUCUGUUAAGAACAGAUAACCCCUCAAUGUCUCUCCUUCAGAAGACUCCCUCCUCUCCAGUUAGGUGCCAUGCCACUGGUUUCUACCCAGAAAGUUUCUUGAUGUUCUGGAGGAAAGAUGGAGAGGAGAUUCAUGAGGGUGUGGACCAUGGAAAUGUCCUCACCAAUCAGGAUAUUACUUUCCAGUAUUAUGUUGAUCUGGAUAUUUCAUCAAUCCCACCUCAAGACUGGAUGAGAUAUGACUGUGUAUUUCAGUUUACUGGUGCUGAGGACAGAAUCAUGGUUAAGCUGGAUAAAACAUUGAUCAAGACCAACAGGGAUGAAUCAUCUCAGACAACAAUUAUCAUCAUUGCUGUAGUUAUUGUUCUGAGUGCCAUCAUCAUCAUCAUCAUUGCUGUAGGAUUUGCUGCUUACAAGAAGAGAAAUGGUGAGUGA
Messenger RNA from Girardinichthys multiradiatus, 1272 nucleotides. RefSeq names its product major histocompatibility complex class I-related gene protein-like. The record is from RefSeq and is a predicted model, not a curated record. Gene Ontology annotation, cellular component: external side of plasma membrane. Gene Ontology annotation, biological process: immune response. NCBI's taxonomy places the organism in Eukaryota, Metazoa, Chordata, Actinopteri, Cyprinodontiformes, Goodeidae. The transcript has 6 exons. Bases 1 to 1272 code for a protein of 423 amino acids.